AUGGCCUCCUGUAAGCAUGCCGGAUGGCUUCGUGUCAUAGAAAAUCGUGAUUCAAAGGAGCUCAUCAUAGAACAAACCGAUCGACUGAGCACUUUAGUCCGUGAAAUGCCUGAGCCAGACUCACAGCGCCCGCAGCUUUGCCUCUUUUUGGGUACCUUCACAAAAGACGAGGCGAUACGGAAUAUUUUUAAUCGAAAUAACAUACGCCGUGGAGAUCGAGCAAAUAUCAACCUACGGGUUGAUACGACGUCUUUGACCACCGACAAUCCUGUGCUUUUUGCCGAUAGCAACCCAUUCCAAAUUCCUUUUUCCGAGAAGACUCAUGUGUGGUGCCAUGAAACUACAUCUCAUCCUACAACCUGGCACACAACUGCCUCACGCGCCGUCAUCGACGUUCUGUAUUCCAGACUCAUCUUCACUUUCAGCGAUGUCAUAUGCAUGUUUGCAGAUGACUUUCAGACAUUAGAAGCAAUUGUAUUGCACUUAAAAGCGUGGGUUGAGCUUCAAAAUGCUUCUUCGUUGCCUUCCGAUACGCUCCCUAGAUUGCUCGUCAUUUUUUCGGAAGACGGCAAGUUUAGCGAGGCUCGCAUAGAGGACUACCUAACCUCAUCUAACCUUGGACGACAGCUUUCAUCAAGCUUUUCCACCCUUAAGAUCUUUCAACUAGCAGGCAAAUACCUUUCCCCAUCCACUCGCUAUCAACGGCUCCAUGCGGAGAUUCGAUAUCAUAUGCAAGAAUCGAGAGAGAUAAAAUCAAGCCUUAGAUGCCUUUUCUCCGCCUCUCACCUUCUACAUUUUUUCAACUCCGCAGUAAAGCACAUAGCGCAGAACCCAGGAGAGGCAUUCGACUUUAUUAAGGUCUCGAGAGGCGCAGACCCAGUGAAAGCAGACCACCAUGUAUAUCUGCAGAAGUUUCUUAAGCUCUGCGUUCAUUUCAAGAUUUCAUACAACAUGGUCGCAGCAUUUGUUGCCUCGAGCAUUAUGAUGAAUGCGUACCCGAGAAGAAUGCAUCCUGGAGUGAGGCUUAUUGGCAUUGACGGUGGUGGUGCGCGAGGUGUGACACCCCUCGAGUUCCUCGGAGAGUUACAGAAAUUACUUGGAGAAUGUCCAAUCCACGACAUGAUUGAUCUUGCAGUUGGUACAAGCUCAGGGGGCCUAACCGUACUGGCUAAAUUUCACCAAAAGUGGCCUGUUCCACAUUGUGCUAGUACAUUUGAGACUCUCGCCCGCCGAUGUUUCUCAACCUCUGGCUCCGCCUUAGGCCGAUUAAAAGCAGUAGUCAAGUACAUAACUAGCGAUGCAAUGUACGAUGAGCGAUUUCUGGAAGGUGCCCUUCAAGAGACUUUGCCAGGGCAUUUGUUUGGUUACGUCCCUGGCAUAGUAUAUGGGACAAAGGUGGCACUUACUGCGACAUCUGGAGGAAAUGCACGUUCAAUAUUCACAAACUACAACGGUUCAGCGCAACCAAUGGGGUAUACAGUUGUUCGACCUGAAAACAGUGAUGACGAAGCUUUGCUAUGGCAAGCAGCCCGUGCAACGACAGCAGCUCCCAUUUUCUUCAAACCUAUUACAGUUGCCGGUCAAGAAUUUUGGGAUGGCGGGCUUGGAUUCCCCAACCCUGUUGAACUAGCAAUGUGGGAGUCUUGCCGGAUCUGGGAUAAAGAUAUAUCCCACGAUGUCACUAUCUCUCUUGGCACCGGAGAGGCCUCCAAGGGCCUGCCGAAGAGAAAGACCCAUUCUCUGCAGAGGUUAUGGGCGUCUUUUAUGGACUUUCUCGACGGACAUACUAGAUAUGGUGAUGUCAGAAAUGGGUUGGAUGAGCAACGCAGGCAAGACUUCUUUCGUUUGAAUACUGAGCUUCCAUACCCAAUUCGGCUAGACGAUGUUGAAAGUAUACCGCUGCAGAAAAAGCAGAUACACCUACGCUCGCAAGGUCAGCUUAUUGAAGUUGCAACGGCACUAUUGGUUUCCAACUUUUACUUCCAACUCGAUAAUCCUCUUAUCUAUGAUGGAGGCCUCUAUUUAUGUGAAGGCUCGAUCAGGUGUCGCGGAGAUUAUAAAGAGGUAGUCAACGCUCUUGUGGCUCUAUAUCAGCCUGAGAUGGAAUUCAUCACUACCAAUGAGACCCUCACCUCGCUGGAUUUAGAAGGUUGUCAAAUGUGCUCCCUUUAUAACCAACCUGUCUCAUUUUAUGUCCGACACCCUACAGAAACUGUGACAAUAUCGCUACGGUUGGCUAAGGGGCCUUGA
Molecule: messenger RNA, 2250 nt
Organism: Penicillium soppii
Lineage: Eukaryota; Fungi; Ascomycota; Eurotiomycetes; Eurotiales; Aspergillaceae
Product: patatin-like phospholipase family protein
Exons: 7
Coding region: 1-2250 (749 amino acids)
Biological process (GO): arachidonate metabolic process
Cellular component (GO): membrane
Source: RefSeq, a predicted model, not a curated record